UAUCCAUCCCACACCUCUCCACCCGCAAACGGCUCCUACGGUGAGAAAAAAAAGAGCACAGAACAGUUUCAAACACGUCGGCAUAAACCUCACAUCCAGAGCUCCCUUUUCUCCUUUCCCUCCUGACGGACUUCAUUACUUUAUUCCUCUGCGCGCCAAUGCCCGAGACCACGCCGAAACGAAGGAUUUUUUUCCCUUGAGCAUGAAAAGGAUUGCCAAAUCAUCCGCAAUCCAACAUCACCGACUGAGCCACCAGCAUGAGCACUGGAUACAUAUGCUCCAGCAGAAGUUGUUGGCCAGAGAACUAACAAAUCUUGGACCACAAAUAUAGCUAAGAGGGGAGAGUCAGUUUUAGGUCUCCACAUAAUGGAGCGAGAAUGAACAGAGAGCGGCUUAAAAAAAAGCAUGAACUGGAGGUUUAUUGAGGUCAUCUGCUUCCUGUUUAUAUGGGACCAUAUAACAGUUCAGUCUUCCCGCCAGGACCCGUUGGCCACUGAACAACAUGUCACCAAGCAAUAUGACUGGCUCAUCUCUGACCGUGGACCUUUCCACCACUCUCGGAGUUACCUGUCCUUUGUGGAAAGAUUCCGCCAAGGAUUUACGACCAGAUAUAAAAUUUAUAGGGAAUUUGCACGUUGGAAGGUGAGGAAUACAGCGAUCGAGAGAAGGGACCUGAUCCGGAACCCGGUGCCGCUCAUGCCUGAGUUCCAGCGCAGCGUACGCUUGCUGGGCCGCAGACCCACCACUCAGCAGUUCAUUGACACCAUCAUUAAGAAAUAUGGAACCCACAUUCUCAUCUCAGCCACCCUGGGAGGAGAGGAGGCACUGACUAUGUACCUGGCCAAAAACAAGCUGGACAGGAAGCUUGCCAAUGCUACUCAGAACGUUGAAGCCCUUCAUCAACUGGCCUCGUCCUACUUUAUUGACCGCGACGGCACGAUGAGGAAGCUGCAUGAGAUCCAGAUUUCCACCAAUGCCAUCAAGGUGACAGAGACACGGACGGGGCCACUGGGAUGCAGUAGCUAUGACAAUCUGGACUCAGUUAGCUCAAUCCUUCUGCAGAGCCCUGAGAGCAAGCUUCAUCUACAAGGUCUGCAGGUCAUUUUCCCAGAAUACCUGCAGGAGAAAUUUGUCCAGUCAGCUCUGAGCUACAUUAUGUGCAAUGGAGAGGGGGAGUACGUGUGCCAUGACAACCAGUGCAUCUGUCAGUGUGCUGACGAGUAUCCCCAAUGCAACUGUCCCAUCACCGACAUCCAGAUCAUGGAGAACACCCUGUUGGGGAUGUCUGAGUCCUGGGCCGCCUCCUACAAAGACUUUGAGAACUCUGAUGAGUUCAAGUCUUUCCUGAAGAGGCUGCCCUCCACUCACUUCCUGCCCAUCAGCAGUGUGCAUCUCCUGUGGGGCAGCGACUGGGACCUUCAGGCCCGUUACAGGCUCCUUCAGAGUUCCCUCGAGAUCCAGCGGCUCAAGAUUCAGCGCACUGCCCGCAAGCUCUUUGGCCUCAGCAUCCGUUGUCACCACAACCCAAACCACCAGAUGCCUAGGGAGAGGUCUGUAAUGCAGUGGCUCAAUAGGGUUCAGUCCUUCCUCUACUGCAAUGAGAAUGGGUUCUGGGGAACCUUCCUGGAGAGCCAAAGGACAUGCGUGUGCCACACAGGUGUCACCCUAUGCCAACGACCCAUCCCAUGUGUCAUAGGUGGCAACAACAGCUGUGCCAUGUGCAGCCUGGCCAACAUCUCACAAUGUGGUUCCUGCAACAAGGGCUACAAGUUGUACCGUGGUCGCUGUGAGCCCCAGAAUGUAGACUCAGAACGUAGCGAGCAGUUCAUCAGCUUUGAAACUGAUCUGGACUUUCAGGACCUGGAACUCAAAUACCUGUUACAGAAAAUGGAUUCGCGACUGUACAUUCACACUACCUUCAUCAGUAAUGAGAUCCGUCUAGAGACCUUCUUUGAUCCUCGAUGGCGUAAGCGCAUGUCCCUGACUCUCAAAAGUAACAAAAACCGGAUGGACUACCUCCACAUGAUAAUCGGUCUAUCAAUGAAGAUCUGCCAGAUGCGAAAUAGCAGCAUUGACCCCAUGUUCUUUGUUUAUGUCAACCCAUUCAGUGGUAGCCACUCAGAAGGCUGGAGCAUGCCCUUCGGGGAACAUGGUUACCCACGCUGGGAAAAAGUACGACUGCAGAACUCCCAGUGCUUCAACUGGACUCUCCUCUUGGGCAACCGGUGGAAGACCUUCUUUGAGACGGUUCACAUCUACCUGCGUAGCCGUGCUAAAAUCCCAACAGGUCUACGCAAUGACACAGGACAGGGUCCAGUGGACCUUGCAGACCCUAACAAGCGCCAGAUCUACAUAAAAAUAUCUGAUAUCCAAGUGUUCGGCUACAGCCUGCGCUUUAAUGCCGACCUGCUCCGUAGUGCCGUGCAGCAGGUUAACCAGUCGUAUACACAAGGAACUCAGUUCUACUCAUCCUCAUCUGUUAUGCUCCUGUUACUGGACAUUCGGGAUCGGAUUAACCGCCUUGCCCCUCCAUCUGCACCUGGCAAACCCCAGCUGGACCUCUUCUCUUGUAUGCUAAAGCAUAGGCUCAAGCUCAACAACAGCGAGAUGAUUCGAGUAAACCAUGCCUUGGACAUGUACAGCACAGAGAUACUAAAACAAUCAGACCACCUGACUGCUAAACUCUGUUGAACAUAGUAACAUUAACAUAAGGACAGCAAAAAGAAACACCCAACAAAUGAACUAUGAGGGGACAUUAAUCUUAAUUUUGUUUUCUCUUUUUAAUUUUUGGACCUUUUCUGCCUUUUGAUGUAAUAUUAACUUUGUAAGCAUAAUUCUUAAAGAGAAAAAGGAAAAAGGCAAUGAUGAAAAGCAUUUCAGGCAGAUAAAGAAGAUUAAUGGAACCACUAUAAGGACUGUAUCAUAUUUGUCCCAGCAUGUCUGUCAUUCCCUAAAAGAACUUAAAAGAGAGAAAAAAAAAUUAAAUCUAUGUACUGGUGAAAAAGAGGCCUUGAUUUUACUCUGAGGGAUCAAAAGGUUAUAUCUGAAACUGCCAUUCUUUACUGAGAAAAACAUUUUUAAAGGAAUAAUGACACAACACAAGGGCAGACCAGAUAUCCUUUUAUUUCAGCUAAUGUGCAAAAUAUUUCAGACAUAAUGGACAGUUUAAUAUUAAAAAUGUUUAUACAUUGUAAGGAUUAAAUAGCCCUAGUGAGUAAGUAGUCAACACAUUACUUAUAGACUCUUUAUUACAUUUCAAACCCACAGCAAAUCUGCAUUGCUCUUUGUGAGUUAUAAGGCACUCUGUCAUUGUUCUGACACAUAAGGCACACAGCAGGGCAGUAAUGGAUAGUUAUGUCAAAUAACAAAAGCCAGCUGUUUAUAUAUACAUAUAUAUGUGGAUGAAUGUGUGUGUAUGUGUGCGUGCGCGUGUGCAAGUGUGCGUACACCUUUUUUUGGCUUGAUGCUUAUUGCUGUUCGUUAAUUGAAUGUGUCAUUUGAGAUUGACUCCAGUCUAAGCUAAAUCUUGCAUUUGGAGCGCUUCUUCCCGUGUUUGAAAUUCAAGCUGUGUUUUCCACAAGGCAGUACCUCCUGGUGCGUGAGUGCAAUAUUGUGGUCUGAAGAUUUAACAAUCAAUGCUAUUUUGUACAGCUUUGCAAAAUGUACAUGUUGUGACUGCUGAUUUGUGGAGCUUUUUAGCACCAAGAGCAAAGUGUAAACAUUCAUCAUUCAGGCACAUUUGCAAGACAACCUAAAGCCAUACACUUCCCUGAGGUAGACAUACAGUAAGACAUAAACUUCAUCCCCGUCUCACAAAGUAAGUACUUCAUAACAUGAAAAAAAGUGUUCCAUUUGUAUGUUUUUAUUUUAUUCUCUCAGUUUUUAGAUAAGAGCACAGCAAAAAGACAGAUGACAAGAGAAGGCAUAUUAUGUUGGAUAAGAAUCGUGUUGUAAAGCCAUUGAAUUUCUCUGUUGUGCCACAGGAAAAAAAAAAGAAAAAAAAAGAAAUGGUUAUAUUAAAGCUUAAAAUACCUUUUUGGCAGUGUUUAAUCUGUAAGCUUUUUAUGACCACAUGUAAAGAUUUCAGUUUUUCUUUCCAGAUAUGAAAUUUAACCUUGUUUAGCAUGUUGCUGGAAGCAUCAACAAAGCUGCAACUUUGUUUAAUGGUCAUCAAACUGAAAUAUGAAACACUACCUAUGUAUUGUUGGUCACACUUUAUUUGGGUAAUCUGAUGCUGAAACAUUGCUAUUGCUGAUGACUUUUUGUAGGUACAGUCCAUCCCAUGCAUGUUUGUUAACAGCAACAAAGGCAAGGUCACUCAUGUCAUACAACCUAGCAGUUGUGGCCGUAUUAACUUAAAAAAGAGGAGACUUCAUAUUUGCUGCCAUGACACCCAAACAUCCUCCUAGUGUAAAAGCUGCCAGCUCAGUUGCAAGCUUUUAGAAUAACAUCUGGAAACACAUAGGUUUUCAAAUUAUUUUAUUGUUUUUUAUGUCUUUUCUCUUGAUAGUUACUUAGGUAUUGUUUGUUUACUUAUAUGUGUUCUGUUAAAUCAUUGUGAUACUAUGACAAAGCUAGUCAGUCAAGUCAGCUAUAUCUAGGAACAGCCAUGAUGGGUUGUGACCUAAAUGUGGGUGGGAACAGCAAGGAACCUGUAAAAACAGGUUUGGAAUUCCUUAACCAAUUUAACACCUCUUAAAAACAAUGGUCAAAAUUGGCGGCAGUGAUUUAAGCAAGAAAUAGCGGCGCCCCUUGAACAAAACCUGUUUUUGACUCUUAUGGACGUAGCUUUCUCAACUGCCGAUUUAACUACAUCCACAAUCACAACUUUAGUAGUUGUCUCUAGAUAUGCAUUCUUGUCAUGAUUAUGUCUGGCUUUGUGUGACAAUGAUUUACCUAUAUUUUUUUAUUUUGCUGUUGCCAGUCUUUUUGUAAAGCACUUUUAACUCAUUAGAAGUGCUUUAUAAGUAACAACUUAGUCAUUCACUUAAAACUGAACUAUGAUGUAUUACUACAAAUCUCACCUAUUUCAUGUGAUUCAGUAGUCUGGAAAAUAGUUUAUCGAUUUCCAAUGUAUGGGUUAGCGCACAUGGAGUGGCCAGUUCAGGCUCAGGUUGUCAGGCUCAGCUCUAUGUUAUCUAAUUAACCUUACAGUACAAUACUUUCAUCAGUCUAUAUCUUUGUCAGGUUAAUAGCAUCAAUUAAGGUCAUUUAAGUGAGUGAGUAGUCACCUCUGCAGUGCUAUUAUUUCCAAUUUGCAUAGGUAAGGAUCAGCAGCAAGGAGAGAGGGGGUAUCUGGUCUGGUGUAUAUCAGUAAAAUGUACUGUUUCAUGACAGGUGCAUCUGCUUGUGUGUAGCUGCUAACUGCUAGCUGUUUCAAAGAGCCAUGUACUAGGUUUCCGGUUCAGUUGUGAUUUUUGAGCUUAUUAGCUUGCUAAUGUCAACACAGUAGACGCAUUUGCAAAUAUGUUAGCAUCCAUAGCAUUACAACUGUAACAUGUGCAUGCAGUGUCUCCUAGCUUUGUUCAAAAAGAUGUAGAGCUGAUUUUGACAUACUGAAGCUAAGUGUAACAAGCCUGAGAUGGCCACAAGCUUGUAAUCAAUAGAGAUGCCGUAACUAGGGACUUGAUUGUUCAGCAUCGACAUUGGACUAUCCAAAUGAAUUGUUACCUUAUUAUUAUUAUUUUUAUUAUUAUUAUUAAGUGCCUGUUAUCUAUCCCUUUAACACAUUUAGAGCUGGAGAAAACGUUUAGAUGUUACACAGAUGAGUGACACUGUAUUAGCUGCCGAAGUUAAGACCAUUAAUGUUGAUCAAAUAUACACUUUUCAUCUCCUCCUGAGAACUACGCCUUCAUGGAGGUUUGUGCAUGUGGGGAACUGAACCACCAGAUAGAGACAAAGAGACAAAGGAUGACUUGAAGUAAUUGUGGAUAUUUUUUUGUCCCCUGUUGUACAGUAUAUCUGUAAAUAUUAACUCUGUUACAGUAACAAUUCUAUGCUACAGUAACAAUAUUAUAAAAUAUAACAGUAUUGAAAGGGAAUACAAAGACUACUUCAUAAAAGGCCCUCCAUUUGAGUACAUUGGCACAAAGUACAGGGCACACAUGUCUUGUGUAUUUAAUUAUAUUCAUGACAAUUUAUGACUGUUUUUGUAUUUUCAAAACAUACUGUACAUUACAAUUUAGUUUUGAGCCACUGCAAGGUCCAUAAAACAAGCACAUUUACUCGUAUGGCAUUAUGCUACCACAGUGUUGCUUACAUGUAUCCAUGGAUAUGUCUGAAGAUUUUUACACCUAAUACCUUGCCUAUGUACUUUUUUGCUGUUCUGUUGAGAUCAUUAUAUCAGCUUAUUUCAAAUGAAUGUUUCAUAUAAUAAUCUAUUUCUCAUUA
This is a messenger RNA of Morone saxatilis (striped sea-bass), 6390 nucleotides long. It is a transcript of the gene brinp1, whose product is annotated as bone morphogenetic protein/retinoic acid inducible neural-specific 1. The coding region runs from base 406 to 2691 and encodes 761 amino acids. Gene Ontology annotation, biological process: positive regulation of neuron differentiation; negative regulation of mitotic cell cycle. The transcript has 8 exons. NCBI's taxonomy places the organism in Eukaryota, Metazoa, Chordata, Actinopteri, Moronidae. The record is from RefSeq and is a predicted model, not a curated record.